AUGAAGUUUAUUUUAUUUACAUCUCAAGUGGCUGGAUUUGUGGAUAAUGUCAUGACAAUUCCUCUAAAAAAGCUCAUAAAGUACAGACAUCCACUCAAAUUUAACUUACUUUUGCCAUUAUUUACAACAACCCACAAGGAGUACGAAUGGAAAAUGAAAGAUAAACAAAUUGGGACAAGAAGAAGAUCUAUGAAGGAUUUUCUACAAAGCUUAUUUUGGGAACAUGAAAUGGCUAUUAAUUUUAACCUUUUCUGUAAUUAA
Molecule: messenger RNA, 261 nt
Organism: Clunio marinus
Lineage: Eukaryota; Metazoa; Arthropoda; Insecta; Diptera; Chironomidae
Source: the annotation of a GenBank genome assembly